Molecule: messenger RNA, 1001 nt
Organism: Pseudo-nitzschia multistriata
Lineage: Eukaryota; Bacillariophyta; Bacillariophyceae; Bacillariales; Bacillariaceae
Source: the annotation of a GenBank genome assembly
CGUUUCGAUUCAAGUUUUUUUUUCCAAUGCAGUAAUGGCCAACACUACGUACCUGGGAAAGUUUCUUCGUCGAUCCCUCCACUACGAAACCGAUACAACUAGCAUUACUACCUGUUGAAAUAAUUGUUAUCCAUCUCACAGUUUUUUUAUGAACAUUCAAUUUUGGAUUGGCUUACACAAACGAGGUUAUUUUACAUUCGAUAGGCAAUAUAUUCCGCAGGAAAGAAAUCAGAUACAAGGUACAUCAAACAAACUUGUUGCUUGCAUCUCAAAUCGAAUACUUGUACUUGCAUAAAACAUGAUGGAAAUGCAAUGCACAGAAAACCCUGCGACACUCCGUAAGGUUUCGAGAGAGUUGGAAGAGCUGCGUCACCAAGAUAGCAUUUCUCGGUGUGGCACCCAUUCUGAUGGUAUGCCUUUUCCGAGAUCUUGCCGCAAGCUUUUGCAAUCCAUCCCAGGGAAUUCGAAGUGCGUCGAUUGUGACAAUCGAAAUCCCGAUUGGGCAAGCGUGACGUACGGGGUUUUGAUGUGCACGGUUUGCGCCGGUCGGCAUCGUUCGUAUGGGGUUGCAACGUCACGUGUUAGGUCAAUUUCUAUGGACUCGUGGUCCCACUCCCAGGUGUUGACAAUGCUCGAAGGCGGCAACGAACAACUGCAACACUUUUACAACCGACACGACAUGGGGAAAAAAUCAAAAUUCUUUGAUCAACGUUAUUACACAAAGGCAGCACGAUUCUAUCGAACAAAUAUGGAAAGCCAUGUGGCAAUGAUUGGUAGGAUUGGUCAAUGGAUGGGUAGAGCCGAGUCAAGAAGAGUUGCAACAAGGAAAAUUAUAAAAGACAAAUACCACACACGUUCUCCUGCGACGUCACAGCAACAACAUGUUCGUGGGGUGCCUGUUCGAUGUUAAUAGAAUCAAAACAGAGUGCUUUAUAAUCUGCAUCACCCUUAUGCACAAUUUAUACCAAAACACAUGCCAGAAAUACAUCUUUAAGCGAUUA